AAGAAGCCACUCCCUUCAUAGGCGAUCGUCACUUAUAAAACCUACGCGAGCCAAAAUUUCACUGUCAAAAUUCACGCCAAAAGGUUCCUGAAUUUUGUCGGCAUCUUCAACUCGACGGCGUGAUGUUUCAGGAGAAAACUGAACAACAACAGAGCCAGCAACGCGCCACGAACACGGUGGCAGACCAAGUGGUGAUCGCAGUGAAAGCAGAGAAAGUGAUGUCCAAGGCAGCAUUGGCUUGGGCUCUCACUCACGUUGUCCAUCCUGGAGAUUGCAUAACGUUGCUUGCUGUCUUUACAAACGAAAAAUCCGGUAAAAAAUUCUGGAACUUUCCGAGGCUGGCAGGAGAUUGUGGGAGCAAUCAACUUGAGAGGUUGCCGGAUCGUGUUUGUGAAAUAUCUGAGAAUUGUUCUCAGAUGGUGCUUCAGUUUCAUAACCAAAUCGAGGUUGGAGUAAGGAUUAAGGUGGUAUCAAGUACACCCGGCAGUGUCGUGGCAGCUGAAGCAAGGCGCAAUGGAGCCAACUGGGUUGUACUGGACAAAAAACUCAGGCAAGAGCUGAAGCACUGCAUAGAGGAACUUCACUGCAACAUUGUUGUAAUGAAAGGUUCUAAAGCAAAAGUCCUUAGGCUUAACUUGGGAAGCUCGAAUGAAAUCCAAACCCCAUACUAUUCUGCUGCUUCUUCACCAGGAAUGGACGUCGGAAAGCUGCUGGGACACAGUAAGAAGCAUUCUACUCCAGUGAGCAGCCCUGAAGACCAAAGUACUUCAUACUCAAGAACCAGAGAAGAUUCAUCGUCAUUAAGCAAUGAUACAGAAAUGCCGCCUUUUCUUGUUUAUGAAAAAAAUCCUCUUUUUGUAGGACUGAAUGAAGAAAAAUACACAUCAAAAAAUAAUCAAAGCAACUACGAUGACCAGCUUAGAUCUAUGUACUCUGAUGGGGAAAGAAUCAUUUCUUUAUCAACGGAUCCAAUAUCAGCUGUAACCAGUGAUCAGAAGAGUGUAUUUUGGAUUCCCCAAAACCACAUUGUUGAUGAGAAGGCCCCCAUAACCCGGAAUUGCAAAAAUACUUGCGAAAUUAAAUCCCCAACUUCAAGAACUCUUCUUGAUAAGUUUGUGCAAUAUGAUCAAGAUGCUCGGGCUGGGAGGCUCGACCAUAGCCAUCAAAAAGAGAAUGUAAGCUCAGGUAUCAAACAUGCAGUUUCUUUAGGUAGAAGUUCUUCAGCGCCCCCUCCUUUAUGUUCUUUGUGCCAACACAAGGCACCCACUUUUGGAAAACCUCCAAGACAGUUCUCUUAUGAGGAGCUGGAGGAAGCUACAGAAGGAUUCUCGGAUAUGAAUUUCUUGGCGGAAGGUGGUUUUAGCAAUGUUUACAGAGGGGUGUUAAGGGAUGGGCAGGUAGUUGCAGUGAAGCUCUUAAAGUAUGGUGGCUCUCAAGCAGAUGCUGAUUUCUGCAGGGAAGUGAGGGUAUUGAGCUGUGCACAACACAGGAACGUUGUGUUGUUAAUUGGGUUUUGCAUUGAUGGCAAGAAGAGAGUAUUGGUUUACGAGUACAUAUGCAAUAGGUCACUGGACUUCCAUUUACACGGAAACAAAAGACCACCUCUAGAUUGGAACCUAAGGAUGAAAAUAGCAAUCGGGACAGCAAGAGGUUUACGGUAUCUUCAUGAAGAUUGCAGAGUGGGUUGUGUGGUGCACAGAGACAUGAGGCCUAAUAAUAUCCUCGUAACCCAUGAUUUUGAACCUAUGGUUGCUGAUUUUGGGCUAGCUAGGUGGCACGCUGAAUGUAAUAUCAGUAGCGAAGGGCGAGUGAAUAGAACUUCAGGGUAUCUUGCACCAGAGUAUAUCAAUAGUGGAAAGACUACGCCGACAGUUGAUGUAUUUGCAUUUGGAGUGGUUUUAUUAGAGCUAAUGACAGGUCAAAGAAUCAGCAAGUUGCAAUUUUACAAGGGACAGGAUUUUUUAUCUGACUUGAUCCACCCUGUCUCUGCAUUAGAACCAUGUCAUGCCUUGGAAAAUAUUUAUCAAUUACUGGAUCCAUGUUUGGCCUCAGAGCAACUCCCUGUCUUUGCCUAUCAACUACAAGCUGUGGGCCUAGCCACUUCCUUGUGCCUCCGUCAAGAUCCAGAGACCAGACCUCCAAUGUCAAAGGUCCUUAGAAUACUUGAGGGAGGAGAUUUAGCAGUUCCUCUGAGCUUAGACUUGAAUUCAGUUGGCAAUAGAAGUGGCCGUCUGCAUGGUGUGAGCUUGAACACAAAGCCUGACGGAAGGAGGGGUCAUUCUCGUAAGCUUUCUCACUGAAAAUUGAUUUUGCAGUAGUUAGCACCACUUAUAUGUAUAAUAAUGAUAUGGGCUUCGGGGUUAGGUGAUCUUCUGUUAAAUGUAUAGCCGAGCACAGUUCGGAUCUUCCAUAGGUGAGCUGUUUUCCUAUUUUCUAACGUAAAUGGUGACAUGAUUCUUCUUUUA
This is a messenger RNA of Populus trichocarpa (black cottonwood), 2465 nucleotides long. RefSeq names its product inactive protein kinase SELMODRAFT_444075. Gene Ontology annotation, molecular function: ATP binding; protein kinase activity. Gene Ontology annotation, biological process: protein phosphorylation. The transcript is spliced from 8 exons. The record is from RefSeq and is a predicted model, not a curated record. The coding region runs from base 123 to 2300 and encodes 725 amino acids. NCBI's taxonomy places the organism in Eukaryota, Viridiplantae, Streptophyta, Magnoliopsida, Malpighiales, Salicaceae.